ACGAGGCCACCCGUGCCCCCUUUCACAGCACAAGGAGUUCCCUAUGUCCUGACUUCCGCGCCGCACCGCAAUGCAUCGGGCUCGUCGGGCCGCCUCGGCCGCUCCAAAAAAACGCGUUCUCUGCGAUGGGAGGGCCUAUGAGAGUGCAAGUUGGGCGCAGCGCGGAGUCAACGAUCGUGAGCCAUGGCGAGGCAGAGUACAAGUCCAGCAGCCAUGGCUUGAUUGAAGCCGUCGCGUUCAUCGUUCACUGGAGAUCAAUCCGAUAAUCUCCUUUGAGUCGUGCUCCGCGUCGUGCCGGCAGCACCUCCGAGGCAGCUCUCAGGCUGGUCUGCGCAGGACCGAACGCGAGUGCUAGUAGCGUCAGCUCCGAGGAACCCUCACAUUGGUUCGCGAAGGACCCAACGCAAGUGCUAGUCGCGGCAGGGUCGGCGGCUCGGAACUGUCGUCAUGGCCGAUCCUCGUCUCGCCGGUGCAGGCGCCGGCGGCGGCGCUGCGUACAGCGUGCCGUGGACUCUUGGCCCCUGCGCGUCUCCCCCGUCCCUGCUGCCCGCGGGUUGGACGGCGUUCCUCUUCCCGUUCUCGCUGCUCCCCACAUUUUAUGCCUUCACCGCGAUUCAGCUGGUGCUGUCAGCCGCAGUGCAGGCCGUGUUCGAGGUGUUGGGAUUCAACCUCGGGUACUCCAAAUUCGCGUCCGCUGCCAAGUGGAAGACGGCUCAGGUACCCUCUCUCUUGGCCUUCCUCCUCUUCUACCUCCCAUCCGCGCUCCUCGCUGCUCUCUUCCUCUCAGCCGCCCUUGGCCUCUCUCCCGCCCGGACCCUCCUCUACGCCACACACAUGGUGCCGGCCACGCCCAUCCCACUCCCACCAACUACUGCUACCUGGACCACUGCACCACCUGCUGCUGCUGCUGAUACUGCCAGUGGUGUCGGUGGUGUUGAGGGUGCCGGGAUUGGGAAGCUGGGGCUAGAGGGAAGCAUGGGUGCGUGGCAGCUGGUAGCAGCAGCGACGAGCAGUGAGCAGUGGCGCCUGGUGCUGGUGUGUGCCGCCUGCUUCGUGCACUAUGCCAAGCGAUGCCUGGAAACGCUCUUCCUCCACCGCUACUCAGGCUCAACGGCUCUGCCCGCAGUAGUGUUUGUUACCCUCGGGUACUGCGACCUCUCCUACGCCCUCCUCUCCGCGCAGUGGAUCACUGCUGCUGCUCUCUCCUCCCCUGCUGCUGCUGCCGCUGCUGGGAGUGCUGCUGCCGCUGCUGCCAGCCUUAAUGCUGCCAGCGCUGGUGCUUCUGCCCCGUGCAGCCUUGCGCCUGCAGCGAAUCUCAUGCCCUUGGGCCUGCUGCUCUUCCUCAUUGGGGUUGCUGGAAACUUCUACCACCACUGGAUUCUCUCACGCCUACGCUCUCAUGGCAGCCAUGAGUACCGAGUUCCUCACGGUGGCUUGUUCCACUGGGUGACCUGCCCGCACUACCUCUUUGAGUGCAUCAACUUCCUUGGCGUCGCAUUGAUGUCGCAGACAGCGAUAGGUGUGGCGGAAUUCUUGUUCACCCUGCUCUACCUGUGUGGGCGAAGCAUCGCAACAAAGAGAUGGUAUCGCAAGAAGAUGGAUGAUUACCCAGCAAGUAGAUGGGCCAUUAUUCCCUUUGUUUUGUAACCUACCGUAAUUGUAAUGAU
Closterium sp. NIES-67 is the source of this 1667-nucleotide messenger RNA. Lineage: Eukaryota; Viridiplantae; Streptophyta; Zygnematophyceae; Desmidiales; Closteriaceae. The record is from the annotation of a GenBank genome assembly.